This is a messenger RNA of Monosiga brevicollis MX1, 2424 nucleotides long. RefSeq lists its product as uncharacterized. The transcript has 14 exons. Gene Ontology annotation, cellular component: nuclear origin of replication recognition complex. The record is from RefSeq and is a predicted model, not a curated record. The coding region runs from base 1 to 2424 and encodes 807 amino acids. NCBI's taxonomy places the organism in Eukaryota, Choanoflagellata, Craspedida, Salpingoecidae. Gene Ontology annotation, biological process: mitotic DNA replication checkpoint signaling; DNA replication initiation. Gene Ontology annotation, molecular function: ATP hydrolysis activity; chromatin binding; ATP binding.
AUGCUACCAACUGUUAGUACGGCUGUGCGUGUGUGUGUCUUCUCUCUCUCUCUCUCUCUCUCUCUCUCUCUCUCUCUCUCUCUCUCUCUCUCUCUCUCUCUCUCUCUCUCUCUUUCUCUCUCUCUCUCUCUCUCUCUCUUUCUCUCUCUCUCUCUCUCUCUCUCUCUCUCUCUUUGGAUCUUUGAUCCCAGCCAUGGCCCCGGCUGCGAGUCGCCGUCGUCGUCGUCGGGCACCGGCUGCCCCGCCCAAGCCCGAAUUGAGGACACGCGCUUUCUCUGCGGUGAGUACGCCCUGGUCAAGAGCAACCUGGAAGACUCGCCAUACAUUGUGGCCAUUGAACGCGUCCUAGGCUCGGCCCGCGGCCAGGAUCUUCAGGUGGAGGUGCGCUGGUUCUAUCGUCCCGAGGACGUGCGCGCCGUCCUCAAGCGCACCAAGCUGAACGUCCUACCCAACGAGCUCUUCGACUCGGAAUAUCGUCAAAUAAUCGACCCAGAGACCAUUGAUGGUCCCGCCAUCAUCAAAUACACUGCAGCUGAUGCGUCCACGACAAACCAGCGUCGUACUUUUGCCGGCCGUGGAGACACGGCCAGCGAUGACGAAGAAAGCGAUGAUGAGCAAACCAUCCCCGUGUUCAUCUGCCGCCAUAAGCUCCUCUGUGAUAACCACUACAACGAACCGCUUCAAAACCCCCGCCUCCAACGCUACACCCUCUCUCUACUACGCCGCCAGUCACAGCUCGCCCAACUCGACAGCUCGGGCGCCACCGAGAGGAAAAACGCUGCUGCAGACUCGGAAGGCGACGAAGAUGAUGAGGAUCACCAUUUGUCGGCCGAAGAGAGCGAUGCUGUGCUAUCUGCCGCCGACUCGGAGGACAGUGAUGCCGAUGUACCCACGCCCCGCAAAAAGAUUGCCAAGCGGAUAGCUGGCACACCCAAGAAAACUCAGACCCCGCAGACCGCAGACCGCAGCCAGCCCCGACGUCGGGGCCGCCCACCAGCACAACGCAGAACCUCAUCCGCAACUGGAGACAGCAGCCCCUCAACCCCGGCUAAGCGUCGCGCCUCGACCACGCGUGGCCGUAAUCGCCGCCUGACGCUGCGCGUCCAGGAUACGGCCAGUGCUGAGCCAGCCGACGCUAGCGCCUCGAGUGCUGCUUGUCGCGCCCUGGCUCUAAACAACCUCCCCACAACCAACGAAGCCCUGCCCUGUCGCGAGAUCGAGUUUUACGAAAUUUACACCUUUGUUCAAGAAAAAUUGCACGCCAAGGCCUCGGGCUGUCUAUUCGUCAGCGGCGUCCCUGGAACGGGCAAAACUGCGACCAUUCGGGCUGUUUCUCGCUUACUCAUGGCCGAGCGCGAGGCCGGUCAUUUGCAGCCUUUUCAAUUUCUGGAAAUCAACGCCAUGUCACUGACUAGCCCGGCGCAAGCAUAUGUCGAACUGUACCAGAAGCUGGGCCACCACGAGGACCGCGUGGUGGCACCUGCACAUGCCUGUCAAAUGCUGCAGCGUCACUUCACGCUCCCUGCCCCCAACAAGACCACCUACGUUGUACUGCUCGAUGAAGUAGACUACCUCUACACCAAGAAACAGGAUGUGUUGUAUAGUCUUUUUGACUGGCCAACCCACAAGCAUAGCCGCCUCAUUCUGGUUGCCGUGGCCAACACCAUGGAUCUUCCUGAACGUGUGAUGGCACACCGCGUCUCGUCGCGUCUGGGCUUGAGCCGCCUGAGUUUUGCGCCAUAUACCCGAGAACAGCUGGUGCAGAUUCUCAAGCAGCGUGUGGCUGAGGUUGCGGCCUUUGAGGAGCCUGCGCUGGAGCUGGCGGCUCGCAAGGUGGCUGCUGUGUCAGGCGAUGCCCGCCGACUUGCCAAGCUCACCCUUGCAUCUGCGUUUGUCUCAAACCCCAUUUUCAGUGCACUCGGCAUCUGCACGCGCGCAGCCGAGAUGGCCAAGGAGCGCGGCGCUGAGAAGAUCAACAUUAUGUGCGUUUCGGAUGCAUUGGUGGAGCUCUCGGCCUCGCCAAUUUUAAAUGCCAUUCAACAAGCCUCGGUCUAUGAGAAGGUGUCCUUGCUGGCGGCUUUGAUCUGCUUUCAUCAGCGCGGCAUUGAGGAGGCGGACUUUGCAGACGUGCUUCUACAACAUACCAAGUUGUGCAACCGCUUUGGCAUGAUUCCGGCCUCAUCGUCGGUGGUUGCAGCCGUGUGCAGCAACCUGGGGGCUAGUCGCGUGCUGAUGUUGGAGCAUGGCCGUUACGAUAUGCAGCGACGGGCUCGCCUGAACUGUAGCAAGGAUGAUGUGCUCUUUGCACUUCGGGAUGACCCCAUGACGCAGGCCGUGGUACAGCUGCUGGAGGCAGCCACCACGACUCGCAACGCCGCCCCAACCGUGCCUCAGUUUGACCCCGAGGAUAACGGUGACAUGUAG